AUGGGUGACCCUCGGGAUCCGUCUUCGUACCGGGUGACACCCAGGAUCCGUUACAACACUGUUGGCGGUGUCAACGGUCCGCUCGUCAUUCUUGACAACGUCAAAUCCCCGAGAUACAAUGAGAUCGUCACCCUCACCCUUCCCGACGGCACUCAGCGGUCCGGUCAAGUGUUGGAGACUCGAGGGAGCAGGGCCGUCGUUCAGGUUUUCGAAGGCACAACUGGCGUCGAUGUGAAGAAGACUCGGGUUGAAUUUACAGGAGAGAGCUUAAAGCUCGGCGUGUCGGAAGACAUGUUGGGGCGUAUCUUCGACGGCUCUGGUCGUGCUAUCGACAAGGGCCCCAAGGUGCUCGCUGAGGAAUUCUUGGAUAUCAAUGGCAGCCCCAUCAACCCUUACUCAAGAGUCUACCCCGAGGAAAUGAUCUCGACCGGUAUCUCCGCCAUCGACACCAUGAACUCAAUCGCCCGUGGCCAAAAGAUCCCCAUCUUCUCCGCCUCCGGUCUACCACACAACGAAAUUGCCGCCCAGAUUUGCCGGCAGGCUGGGUUGGUGAGCAAACAGGGCGUGACCAACAAGGGCGUCCAUGAUGGCCACGAGGAGAAUUUCUCAAUCGUCUUCGCCGCUAUGGGUGUGAACUUGGAAACUGCUCGCUUCUUCACCCGCGAUUUCGAAGAGAACGGGAGCUUGGAGCGCACCACACUGUUCCUUAACCUCGCUAACGACCCCACUAUCGAACGUAUCAUUACCCCCCGCCUUGCCCUCACGACGGCGGAGUACUACGCAUACCAACUCGAGAAGCACGUCCUGGUCAUUCUCACCGAUCUCUCCUCGUACUGCGACGCCCUUCGUGAGGUUUCGUCCGCCCGUGAAGAAGUGCCUGGUCGUCGCAGUUACCCCGGGUACAUGUACACAGAUUUGUCAACCAUCUACGAGCGUGCCGGUCGUGUCGAAGGUCGUAACGGCUCGAUCACACAGAUUCCGAUUCUUACCAUGCCCAACGACGAUAUCACACACCCGAUUCCCGACUUGACGGGCUACAUUACCGAGGGUCAGAUCUUCGUUGAUCGUGGUUUAUACAACCGUGGUAUCUACCCCCCGAUCAAUGUGCUGCCGUCGCUGUCGCGUCUCAUGAAGUCUGCCAUUGGCGAGGGCAUGACGCGCAAGGACCACGGCGAUGUGUCCAACCAGCUGUACGCGAAGUACGCCAUUGGUCGUGACGCGGCGGCCAUGAAGGCUGUCGUCGGUGAGGAAGCCCUUUCGGCCGAGGACAAGCUGUCGCUCGAGUUCCUCGAGAAGUUUGAGCGCUCUUUCGUCAGCCAGGGUGCAUACGAGUCACGCACCAUCUUCGAGUCCCUCGACCUGGCGUGGAGCCUGCUGCGCAUCUACCGCAAGGACAUGCUUAACCGUAUCCCGGCCAAGGUGCUCAACGAGUUCUACCAACGGUCGUCGGCGGACCGCAAGGGGAAGGGGAAGGCCAAGCCCACAACCAAGGACACCAGGGACACCGCGGCACCGGAGGAGGAGAACUUAAUUGAUGCAUAA
Molecule: messenger RNA, 1542 nt
Organism: Dichotomopilus funicola
Lineage: Eukaryota; Fungi; Ascomycota; Sordariomycetes; Sordariales; Chaetomiaceae
Product: V-type proton ATPase subunit B
Exons: 7
Coding region: 1-1542 (513 amino acids)
Biological process (GO): ATP metabolic process; proton transmembrane transport; vacuolar acidification
Cellular component (GO): proton-transporting V-type ATPase, V1 domain
Molecular function (GO): ATP binding; proton-transporting ATPase activity, rotational mechanism
Source: RefSeq, a predicted model, not a curated record